Messenger RNA from Vidua macroura (Pin-tailed whydah), 1107 nucleotides. RefSeq names its product IMP U3 small nucleolar ribonucleoprotein 4 (gene IMP4). Gene Ontology annotation, biological process: rRNA processing. The record is from RefSeq and is a predicted model, not a curated record. Gene Ontology annotation, cellular component: small-subunit processome; nucleolus; Mpp10 complex. Gene Ontology annotation, molecular function: snoRNA binding; rRNA primary transcript binding. Lineage: Eukaryota; Metazoa; Chordata; Aves; Passeriformes; Viduidae.
CGGCCAAUGAGAGGCGGCGGUGCUGGGAGGUGCCGGCGUGUGAGGAGCGGCGCGGAGCGGAGCGACCGCGACCAUGCUGCGGCGCCAGGCCCGGGAGCGCCGCGAGUACCUGCAGCGCCGGGCCACGGAGCAGCAGCAGCAGCGGCAGCGGGAGCGCAGGGAGAGCCUGCGGCGGGCGCUCGACGAGAAUCGGCUGCUGCCCACAGAGCUGCGGCGUGAGGCGCUGGCCCUGCAGAAGGAGCUCGAGUUCGACUUCCAGGCACCGGGGGAGACAGGUGACAGCCAGGAUGACGAGUACAGGUGGGCGGGGGUGGAGCCCCCCAAGGUGAUGGUGACGACGUCACGGGACCCCAGCGCCCGCUUGAGGCUCUUUGCCAAGGAGCUGUGCCUGCUGCUGCCGGGGGCUCGCCGCAUGAACCGGGGCCGUGCCGAGCUGGGCGCUCUGGUGGGGGCGUGCCGGGCCGCGGGGGUCACCGACCUGCUGGUGCUGCACGAGACCCGCGGGCGGCCCGAUGGGCUGACCGUGUCCCACCUGCCCCACGGCCCCACCGCCCACUUCACCCUGAGCGGGGCCGUGCUGCGCCAGGAGGUCGGGGGGCUCGGGGGGGCCCCGCUGGCCGCCCCCCACCUGCUGCUGCUGCGUCUGGAUUCCACUCUGGGAAAAAGGGUCGGGACCAUUCUGAAGCACCUGUUCCCCGUUCCCCGUCCCGACAGCCGCCGCGUGGUGACCUUCGCCAACGAGGACGACGUCAUUUUAGUGCGGAACCACGUGUACCGGCGCCGGGGACGGACGGUGGAGCUGGAGGAGGUGGGACCCCGCUUCCAGCUGAGGCCCUACCUGAUCCGCCUGGGGACCCUGGAGCAGGGGGACGCGGCCGACGUGGAGUGGCGCUGGCACCCGUACACGGCCACGGCCCCCAAGCGCCGCCUGCUCAGCGCCACCUGAGCCCCCCAGGACCCCCCCGAGCACCUGGAGAGCCCCCCCAGGUGGGGCCCACCUGCACACCUGAGACCACCUCGGCAGCUGAGACCCCUCUGGACUCCCCCAGGCACGGCUGGGUCUCUCACAAUCAGUUUUUAUUUGUCAUAAUAAAUCGUUUUUGUCUA